Ipomoea triloba (trilobed morning glory) is the source of this 1206-nucleotide messenger RNA. RefSeq lists its product as uncharacterized. The coding region runs from base 1 to 1206 and encodes 401 amino acids. The transcript has a single exon. NCBI's taxonomy places the organism in Eukaryota, Viridiplantae, Streptophyta, Magnoliopsida, Solanales, Convolvulaceae. The record is from RefSeq and is a predicted model, not a curated record. Gene Ontology annotation, molecular function: RNA-DNA hybrid ribonuclease activity; nucleic acid binding.
AUGCCCCAAGGGUUUAAUGGCUCCUUGGUUUCUGGUCUUAUUGACCCGGCUACUAAUUCGUGGGACCAGGCUAUAUUGCAGGAUUUCUUUCUACCACAUGAUGUGGAACGCAUUUUGACAAUCCCCAUUAGCCCUAACUAUGAAGACUCUUGGUAUUGGCAUGGAGACCCACGAGGGUGUUAUACUGUUAAGCAGGGUUAUAGGCGCAUUUGUGGCGAGUUUGCUAUUGACCCCAGAGCUUUUGAUAAAUGGAUACCUCUUUGGAAGAUUAAAUCACCUCCCAAAUGGAAGGCUUUUCUUUGGAGAGCUCUUACUGAUGUCCUUCCCACCACUACUAAUAUCAUUUUAAAGAGGGUAGGUGUUCACCCAUCAUGCCCAAUGUGUGGUCUAACUCAUGAAAACACAAUGCACUCCCUUGUCUUGCGUGAUUUUUCAAAGUUAGUUUGGCAUGAGGCUACUAUUUCCAUACCAACCUUGGGGGAGAAUAAUUUUACAGAUUGGUUCUCUAAUAUUUUGUCUAUGCUCACGGCUGAGGAUCUUGUUCUUGCAGUAGCCACUCUUUACCACAUCUGGUUGGCUCACAACUCGGCUGUCUGGAAGAAUUGCCUGCCCUUACCGAAGUCAGUAUGGCGUUCGGCGUAUGCUGUAGCGAUGGCGUGGUGCUCUAUCCAUCACGAUCAGAACCAACAGCCAACUUCCUUGUCGCCGACCGUCAGCCCGCCAGCACUGCAACCUCAAGCUCUGAGUCCAGCAGCAGGUUAUAGAUGCUACUUCGACGCAGGGUACAUGGAGGAUACGAGGAGGGCGACUAUUGGAGCGGUUCUUCUUUCGGCCAAUGGCGAUUUUCUUGCAGCAUUCAAUGGCCCGUUACAUGGCUGUCUAUCACCUCUCAUGGCGGAAUCAAUGGCAUGCAAAGAAGUCCUCUCUUGGCUUAAGAACCGUGGCUUUGACCAUGUUGCACUCCACACCGAUUGUGCAAGUCUUCACCGUUUGCUUACAACGAUUCACAACGAGCUGUUUUCUUAUGUUGCUUUUUCUAUUGAAUCCUCAAGGGCUAUCAUGUCGUCUUUUACUAAUUGUUCUAUUAGUUUGGUCCCUAGAGCUGCUAAUCUAGGGGCUCAUUCCCUUGCCUCUUUGGCCUACUCUCAGACUGGUUUUUUGUUUUGGGAUUCUAUCCCUCGUGACGCUAUUGCAGCUUUGAUUUAA